AUGGUUGUCCAAAUCUGACGGGGAGAAAUGUUGGACUUUUGAAGAGAAUGCAGGAUAAAGUUACCGAAAUUAACCCUGAGCAGAAAUUGACAUUUUUGCAUUGUAUUAUACAUCAGGAAGUGUUGUGUAGGUCAGUAUUAAAAAUGAACUAUGUUGUUGAUGUUGUAACUAAAACUGUUAACUUCAUCAGAGCAAGAGCACUGAAUCACAGACAGUUUGUUGCACUAUUGGAGGAAAAUGAGUCUGAACAUUGUGACAUCAGCUACCACACAAGUGCCAGGUGGCUGAGCCUGGGAAAAGUCCUGAAAGUUUUCUGGGACCUGAGAGAGGAGAUCUGGCAGUUCUGUGAGAACAAGGGAAAUGACAUCCCUCAACUUUCAGAUGCAGACUGGCUGGCAGACCUUGGUUUUGCUGUAGACGUGACUUCUCGGAUGAAUGACGUGAAUGUCAAACUGCAAUGCAGGGGCCUUUUUGUGCAUGAAAUGUACAGCGCAGUGAAGGCUUUCAUGAGAAAGUUGCAGCUUCUCUCAAGCCAAAUGGGGAACAAUAUUCUUACUCACAUGCCAACACUGAAGGAAGCCAAACCAUCAGCUGAUCACCUCCACAGCUGCAAUGUGGGUAAUGCACCCAGUGAUGUUCAGAUGGAACUCAUUGACUUGCAGUCUGACACACUUCUGGCAGCACACUUUAG
Molecule: messenger RNA, 691 nt
Organism: Pseudonaja textilis
Lineage: Eukaryota; Metazoa; Chordata; Lepidosauria; Squamata; Elapidae
Source: RefSeq, a predicted model, not a curated record